CUCUGCGUGCCAACCGAGUCUGAAGAGUCAGUCCGGUGGCGACGAGAAAGAGGAAGAGAAGAAGAGAGGAGAGGAGAAGAGGUGGAAGAGUUGGUGGCGAGGGGAAGGAGGAGAAGGCGGAGAAGUGUGUGAGUGUUUUGUGUGAGCGGCGGCGGGUCGGCUCCGUCAACUCCUCCAAGCCGAACAACGUCGUCGUUUCACAGUAGUCGAGUACGACGACGGCCGCGCGCGCGGUAUGCUCGGCUCUUUCGAAUUUAAGGAAAUCCACUAUAAAGGAACGUGACGCUCUUUUUGCUCCUUUGAUAUUUAUCGGAAAUAGAGACGUGGAAGAGGGGUGGGAAACAGGAAGGGAAGGAACAAGAACAAAUCAGCGUCAAGUGCACCACUGUUUCUUGUCUCUCCUUCCUACUGAUGAUGUUAAAAUUAUUAUGUAUCUUCGACGAGAUAGGCGAGCAGAAACUCGUCACCCCAAACCUUGAUGUUGUGAUUAAUGAUGUGGUGCAUCGAUCGUUAUUAUCAUCCCUCAACUUUACCAUGAAAUAAGUUAUUGUUAUGUGAAGGAAAACAACGAGUUGUACAAGUAGUUUGAUUGAUAUAAUAAUAAGUUUUUGUAAAUUGAUGUUGUAUCUAUAAAUCAAUAGUGAAUAACGCGUGAAUGCGAAAGUGUUUCAAACGUAUAAUUUAUACAAAAACAACAACAACAAGAAUAAUAAUAAUAAUAAUGAUGAUAACACCAGUGUUUAAACAUUUGUCAUAUUAUAGCGAAUACAUGUUUUUCUGUGAUCGUAAUAUUAACAAGUUAUAAUAUUCAUAAGUUUUCUACAACAGUUUUUAACGAAAGGUGAGAAGAAUCGAAGUGGAAGAAAGCUAGAGAGUGUAACAUAAGUUUAAACAAAACAGAAAUGAGCGUGAAAAAAGAAAACAUCGGAAUAUCGAGUUCAGUGACGACACGACUAUAGCUUUUCUUCACGGACGUCCGUGAAAGGAUAAUAUUAAUACACGGUACAAGAAGAAUAAGGAGAACACGUUGCAGGAGAAGAUAGAAAAACGAAGGAAAAGAGAGAGUAACGAAAAGAAAAAAAAAAGCGUUGUGCACGCGCGCGCGUGUGUGUGUACGUGUGUGUGUGCAAUGAAUUAUUGCGAUUCGUAUUCUUACGGAGGCUGCGAGAUGAGCCAGGACCGAGCUAUGCCGAUGGAGUAACAAGUGAGCGGCGGCGAGGCGGCGUUGCCAUGACGACAGAGACUCAUACUGUGGCAAUGACAGACUCGCAGUUGAAUAACAACAACAACAAUAAUAAUAACAACAACAACGAUGGCGAACCUAAAUACUUGCACAAGAAAUUCAAGAAGAUGGCGACGACAGAGGCGACGCCGGUGGAAUCCAAGCGAGAAACAACCUCGGAUAGCCGGAUCCCUGGUAAUCGUAGGGAGAAAGAUGGUGGUGAGGAUUCAGCGAAGGAACCAGCAGCGAAGACUGAGGCCGCCCCCGAGCCCGAGGGGGAAGCCAACGAAGGCAGGAAGAGUGGAUACGUAUGCCCGUACUGCAAAUUGUCCUGUGCCAAACCCAGCGUACUACAGAAACACAUCAGGGCUCAUACUAAUGAGAGACCCUAUCCAUGCGUUCCCUGCGGGUUCGCGUUCAAGACCAGAUCGAACCUCUAUAAACACUGCAGAUCUCGAGCCCAUGCUCUUAAAAUGGAAGGAGGAGACUCUAGCAAGGUUUCAGAAGAUUCUGACAUAAGCUUGUCGGAUAGCGCGAGUAACGGAACAGGAACACCACCUCCGCCACCGUCGUCGACGCCAAGUUCAGUGUUGAGCGUGAAGACAGUGAAAACGGGUAAAAUUUACAAGCCUAAAUUUCACACGGCCUUAAACAGUGUGAGCCACGAUGUAGAAGCGUCAUCGGUUUCGUCGAACUCCUCGACGAAUUCGUCGACGAACUCGAAGCCGAACGCUGAACAGCUGCAGGAGCACAUAGACAAAAUAAUAACAGCCAAUCAGGCAAUCGUGGAGGCGGUAGACCCACUACUUCACAAGCUGAUGCAAAGGCAGCAGAGUUUGGUGGAACCAAAGUACACUGAGCAACCGUUAAAUCUCUCAUCGGCGGAAGAAAACUUGACGAGGAAGCGGUGCUACAGCGAAAGUUUCGCCCACGAGAAGGAUGGUAAGCAGCCGCAGAAUCAUCACCACCAGCAGCAGCAGCAGCAAGAAGCAUCGAUAAUAAAGGAGCUUCUCUUGAAGUCUAAGGCGCAUCAGAACUGCGAUGGUGUGGAUGGUGAAAACUUUGUCUGCCCGUCGUGUAAAAUUUCUUAUACUAGCGCCGACAACCUUGACGCCCACAGGCGGUACUACUGCAAAGGAUCGCCUAGCCCGAGGCGACCCGAAUUUCAGCUUGACCUCGACAGAAAAGACCCGGAGUUCGAGAUGAAACCCGACUACUACAACACCCUCCAGCCACUCCCGUCGCCGGGUCCACUUCUUGGUAACACGAGAUUAGUCGACCCCUACGUACCGCCAACAAAACAGAGAUCUGAAUCCGCGCCAACGACACUGAGGUCGCUGGAGGAACUGUCCAAGUAUCCGAGACCAAACUCGCUCCAGAUGUUCGGUGGCGAAGUGAGGAUACUCAACGACACCGGAGAGACGAAAACGAUGAGGAUAGAACCCCGUCAAACGAAUUCACCUGGUGAACAGCACUCGGUUAACGGCAAGUGCGCAACUUCGGAGACUUCCUCGAUAGUGGUUAGGUCUGGACUUCACUCCGGCGGAACCAUGGUUCACAAACCGCCCGGCACUCCAGCCAGCACAACGAACGGUUCCAUAUCCCUGCCAAAUACACCGAAGAUAUUGGCACCUAUCAUACCCAACAUAUCAACUCCUAACAUAGCGCCGACGAUAUCCUGUUAUAGUUACUUAGAGCAGAACCUCAACCCCCUAACGAACAUCACGGCCUACAAUCCGCUAACUUUGCCGCAGGCUGGUAUAGCUAGCAUUUUGCACGGCGGUAAGAUCAUACCUUACGUACCUGGCAUGCCUGGUCCUCACACUUUGUCCGGAACACCUUCGGUCGACAUAUCCGCCAACGUACCCAGUGCUGAGGCCGAGUACAAGGUGAUUCCCGGUAUCCCCGGACUCCACGUCGUUACUCAACCCCUGGAUCUCGCCAGUCCCGUCAAAAUUCAUACACCCAACAUUCCGGGUAUACCUGGACCGCAUUCCAACAUGCAAAUGCCGUCACCCGCUCAGCCGUUGGACCUCGCCAGUCCAGCCAAGGAGCUUAAACUCUGCUUCAAGACUCCGAGUAGUGAUAAUUUGCGGCCCGGUUUGAUGAGCCCAAAAGUUCCUAAUCUCAAGAUUGAAUCUACCCCGGAUAAAUUCAGGUCCAGAGUGCCCAGCGGCGAUAUGCAUAGAUCGGAGCAUGAUCGUUACAACUUGAAAUCUGGGAUCAAGUACAGUAAGAGUAGUACUGAGAGCCCGAGGGAGAGGAAGGAAUUUUCGUUUGAAAAAAGUCCGUGCAAGACGGAAAAGACUUUCACAUAUCCAAACGACGCUGAUAGUAUGCAGAAGCUUAGAUACUCGCCGAAAAAUCUUACCGAAAGUAGAAAGAGGCCAAGUAGCUGGGCCAGUGCAGAAUUUGAACAGGGCCGAUCGUCCUCCGCCGAGUCUGUGAGACAGAGUCCCGUGGUUUUCAAAUACGAAACGGUGCCCCAUGAAAACGGCCGUACGAAAUUAGCGGCGUUACAGUUGCCGGGAAAUGUUCAACAGGAUGUUAAGACAAGGACGUUGCAAAUGGAAAAUUGUGGAUCGAUGAACGGAAUAAAGUCAAAACACGAGUUUCAAAAUGCUCCGGUUAUAACUGUUAAUCUAGAUUCUUCCAAUACAGAAGUGCCAAGUAAACCUUCACAUGGUGAUUUAUUAGCUAUUAGUCGUGAAAGUAAACCAGCGGACAGUCUUCACUCACCAAGUAUCAGUAACGAAGAGGCAACCGGAAUUGAAGAGAGUAACACCAACAAUAAAUUUCUGAGGCCGACUUCGCUGCCUCUUAAGCCUGGUACCUUUACCCCAAAACGACACCACGGUAUAACGCCAACGGCGAACACGUUGCCUCUGAUAAGCCCGGAAACACCGAGGCCGAGGAAAUCGUACGGUCAACUGUAUUUGAACGGACAUGCGUACACCUACCUCGGGCUGAAAUGUUCGACUCGGGUAUUUUACUGCACAUUAAACAGGCCUCAGCCGAUGUACGUUACUCAACAACACACCCUGUCUAUGUACUCGAACUGGAAAAUAUGCAAGGAGGCACCACUCGACCUCGACUUGGCCCAUUACGACUCGAGACGCCGGCCCAUGAGCUACACCACGGCCUCGAAGAAACACGACGAUAUUUUAACGCAUUCCUCGCAAAGACCUACAACCCCUGCAAGCUCGGACAACAACUCCGAAAAUGAUACUCAGGAAAAAGCUAAACGGGUCAAGAUAUUCGACGGCGGUUUCGAGAGCAACGAAGAUUACAUAUACGUCAGAGGAAGAGGCCGAGGAAGGUACGUCUGUGAAGAAUGUGGCAUCAGAUGCAAGAAACCAUCGAUGCUGAAGAAACAUAUCAGAACGCAUACCGAUGUCAGACCAUAUACCUGCAAGCACUGCACUUUUAGUUUUAAAACAAAGGGAAACCUGACGAAGCACAUGAAGUCAAAAGCGCACUACAAAAAAUGCGUUGAACUCGGUGUAGUUCCAGUUCCGACGUUGGUGUGCGAUGAGAACAUCGACAAGGAGGCGGUUGCCAGAUUGGCGGCGGGCGGAGGAAACGGCGAAGAAUCCUCGGAAGAGGAGGACGAGACUGACGGAGAGGAGAGCGAGGAAUCCGGAAGCGAAGAGCACGACGCUGUUCAGGGAUUGCUGAGCUUGUCUCAACCCAGCACGCACCGACUGCCGGGGCUGCUUCCGUCAGGCAGGCCAACGACAUAUCCGUACACCCUGACCUUUUCCCAGAGUACAAUUUGCACGGCGGUCGUAACAACGACGAACAGUUCGGCGCCGCUGAGCAGCCAAGCCGCGGCUGUGAUACAGAGUGAUUUGUCCCACCGUUAUUACUUCCCUUCGAGUCGUGCGGUACUCGAGAAAUCAAGGACCAGUGUGAUAAUACAGUCUUCCAAAAAGUCCGGGAACGAUACGGCGGAGGUAAAUGAUGAUUCGUCGGUUCACGCUACCGAUUCACAGAUCAAUUUUCACCAGCCCAUGGACCUCACGACCAAACAAACACUCGGCCCGAUAAGUUCUCCAAUUCCCCAACGAGUCAAGCCUACCGAUAUCCUGACCCCGGUCUCCGAGCAGCUUUUGAUGCAGACGAUUGUCCAGACCAUGGAAAGACUUCCGGUGCAGGGUAAGGAGUGGAAAUCCGAGGCCAAAGGACACAUGCUGCAGGCGUAUCUUACCGAAAGACACGUGAUGGACAGUAAAAUGAAACUGCAGUAUCGAGUGUGCUGCUCAAAGCUCGAGAACAACUGCACAGAGAAGGAUAAUAUACAAUACUUGAAGCAGCAGGACACAAUCAGAUCGAAGAAUUUAGAUCUAAACGGGAUGUCCACCGUGACUUACACGAACCCCAGCAAGAUGCAGCAUACCAUACUAGAGUCGAGAAUUAAAAGUAUUUACAAGCAGACGCAGCAAGACUGUAUGAAAAUUCCUUACAAUGAAGAUGUCUACCAAAACAACGCUUACCUUGAGACGCGGUCUUUUGACGCGGUCGAUUCAUCCUAUAAGGACACGGAGAACGCGGGUCGGAUUGUGGGCGAAACUGACGGUUUUGACCACCGAGUCGGAAGAGGCGGAAGCCCCAUUCCGACCAUUUACAAAGGCAGCUUACCGGGGCGAAGUACACCAACUUUGGACCGUCAGUCACCUCGAAAUUUGAACGUGGAGAUGACGAACCGAAACGCGUCAUCUAUCCACGGACAGGUGAAGAGCGAGAUAGACAGGAGCUCGAUGUUCAACGCAAUGAAAAUGAUGAGCGAGGUGGAGAGGCCGAGGGACAGCUUCACUCCUAGCCAGGAUCCAAAGCCCCUGAGUCGAGAAACCAGGGUUCAAUGCAACCAGAGUCCAAGAUCUCAUCAUCAGGAAUUACGGCCGCCGAGUCGAGAGAUUCGCGUCACUUCUUCGCCUAGUCAAGAGUUUAAGCUGCCGAAUCAAGAGCUUAGGCUACCUAGUCAAGAGUAUAAGCCGGCUAAUCACGAACCAAGGAGUUCGAACAGCCAAGAAAUAUCCGUGUCGUCUAAUACGAAUUCGGAAGUCAGCCAACCAAGCAGAGAAAUAAGGCUGCCUCAGGCACAAGACCAACAGUCCAGGCCAAAUUUCGAGGUGAAAUCUUCAUCGGGGCACGAUAUUUCCAGGGCUAAUUCGCAGGAGGUGCAAAACAAGUCGCAAACAGCUGUUGAUCCGAGGAAUUCUGAGCGUGCGGAGAUUAAGCAGAACGUCGACAUGACCAAGCAGAACAUGGCCGAAGGCAUUAAGCACUCCGUGGCCCGAAAAAUGGUCGUUGGUGGGCCCGGAUUUAGAUCUCCGUCACCACCAGGUGGAAGUGGGAAACCUCACGCUGAAUUUUUGCAGCCGUCAAGUGGACCUGCCCCAAAUUACGUGAGUUACAGCGUGACUGAAGAUGGUAGAAGCGUGUGUGGAAUCUGCAACAAAGUGUUCAGCAAACCGAGUCAGCUCAGGCUACAUAUCAAUAUUCACUAUUUUGAGCGGCCCUUCAGGUGCGAGAGUUGCGCUGUAUCGUUCAGGACCAAAGGCCACCUCACAAAGCACGAGCGCUCGGUUGCUCAUCACAACAAAGUAAGCAUGACGUCCACUUUUGGCGCUGCUACAACGAGCAAUCCUCGACCGUUCAAGUGUACGGACUGCAAGAUUGCUUUCAGGAUACAUGGACACCUCGCUAAGCAUUUGCGAAGUAAAAUGCACAUCAUGAAGUUAGAGUGCCUGGGAAAAUUGCCGUUCGGUACUUACGCGGAAAUGGAAAGAUCCGGCAUUAAUCUAAACGACAUCGAUACUAGUGACUGUGAUAAUAGUCUAACUAGUCUACAGAGCUUAGCGCAGAAGCUCUAUGAAAAGGAUCCGAGUAAGAUGGGUCAGUGGGAUGCCGAUUUGAUUCCAAACCAAGGCGCAAGUGGGGGAGACACUUCAUCCGACGAGGGCGAGCCGAUCCCAAUGCAUUCAAUGCACCAGUAUCCGUCUCCAAUAGGAAUGUCGGAGAGCGAAGUAUCGCGGGGAUAUCACAUGCCGAUACUAGUUAGUGAGGAGUUGAAGCCUGUGGGUGAAAUUCGUCACGCAAAUCCACAGUUCAAUCAGCAGCGGCAAACUGACUUCGGAAUCAACGAGAGGCAGCAUCGACCAUCACGAAUUCCAGCUCCAGCUCCCAGCGACGACUCAAGGACUGAAGAAUCUGGGCAAAUGUAUAAGUGCAACAUUUGCUCGGUGUCAAUACGUUCCGUCGCUGAAUUGCAGAUUCACUGCUUUAGCGAGCACAAUAUCGAGCCUGAAUCAUCUGCAAGUGGCGAUCGGAAUGGCAGCGAGGGCAGGGAUGUCAGUGAUAAUCGUAACAAAAGAGGAUUAACCGAAGAUGGACCGAUCGGUGUUAUCAGGGACGAUCAUAAGAGACAGAAGGUUGUUGAUGAUACUUAGUGCCAAAAUUAUUAUCCAAUCGUGCUACUACACGUGUAAGUUAUUAUUAUUUUUAUUCCUAAUGAAGAAAAAAUAUCUUACAAGUUUCAAGGAACAGUUAUUGAAUGAUGAGAGAGAAAGAGAUAAUAUGAGAAAAAAGAAUUCUAUUACAGAAUCUAAUUAAUUACUGUUGUUCUCAAACGCGUGAUUUCUGCACUCAAAUAAAAUAUGAAAGACUUCAAAUACACAUGCCACACAUCAUCGAAUUUGUCGUACUUAUCAAAAUGGUGAAGAAAUGAUCGUUAAAAAGGCAAGAAGUCUUUCUAUAAAUCUUCUUACAAUGGAAAACCCACUGUGUUCUAAAAUUAACACAAAAUUUCCUCGUGUUCGUAAAUCUACACAUAAUUUCGCCGUGUUCUUAAAUACGAGUUUAUUGUUAGAGUAUCACGAAUGGAGAAACCAUGAAGAGAAAUCGCGAGAAAAACGUAGAGUACGUUUCUAGAAAAGCUAUGAAAAAGUUUUUCUUCUUUUUUCGCAAUAUUUUGCAAACGACGGACUUUUUUUGGUUUGUGCAAGUGAGGAAUCGAAAAGAAAAAAAGCUAGCGAAGAAUACAGUAUUUUUAUGAUAUCCUUGGUGGU
Messenger RNA from Neodiprion fabricii, 8292 nucleotides. RefSeq lists its product as uncharacterized. NCBI's taxonomy places the organism in Eukaryota, Metazoa, Arthropoda, Insecta, Hymenoptera, Diprionidae. Bases 1231 to 7674 code for a protein of 2147 amino acids. Gene Ontology annotation, cellular component: nucleus. Gene Ontology annotation, molecular function: RNA polymerase II cis-regulatory region sequence-specific DNA binding; zinc ion binding; DNA-binding transcription factor activity, RNA polymerase II-specific. The transcript has 8 exons. Gene Ontology annotation, biological process: regulation of transcription by RNA polymerase II. The record is from RefSeq and is a predicted model, not a curated record.